AUGGAACAUUCACAUGAUAGGGCUGCUGGCGGAUCUAUAAAUAGUCCUCCAUGGUUCGAGGGUGGAUGUGAAAAAUAUACUCAGUGGAAAAUCUACAUGAAAUCAUAUCUCUAUGCUCAAGAUGAACAUGUGUGGAAUAUUGUAGAAAAUGGUUGGACUUUGCCUAUGGUAAAAGCAAAAGGAGAAAGCUCCUCCACUGCCACUCCCAAACCAAGGAAGGAUUGGACUGAGGAAGAAAUUCGUGAUUUGCAAGCAGAUUUCAAGGCUAAGAACAGUAUUUUCACAGCCCUAUCUGAACGAGAAAAAUUGAGAAUCAGUCACUGUGACACUGCCAAGCAAGCAUGUGAUCUUCUACAGACUACGUAUGAAGGAAAUAAGAAGGUACGUGCACAGAAACUGCAAGCACUGAUAUUUGAAUUUGAAACCAUGACUAUGGGAGAUGAUGAAGCCGUGGAUGAUUUUCAUGGUAGAAUUCUUAAAAUCUCCGGUCAGUGUCGUAGUCUGGGAGCACCUUUUGAUGAAGAUAAGAUAGUUAAAAAGAUACUCAGGGCCCUGCCAGAAAAAUUUCCUUCAAAAGUCACUAGCAUAGAGGACUCGUUUGACAUUGACGAGUACCCACUUGAUGAGCUCAUUGGAAAUCUUAAAACCUAUGAGAUGAGGUUAAAACCUGAGAAGAAAAACAAGGGUGUAGCCUUCAAGGCAGUGAAAGGAACAGAAGAGGAAGAGGAAACACAAGAUCUUGCUCUACUGACAAAGGAAUUCAAAAGAUUUCUCAAAAGCAAGAACUCCUCUAGAAAUUCGAAUGCUACUAGAAAGAAUAAUUAUACCGGCAGUGGCAAUCACAGUGACUACACCAACAAGAGUGGAAAAGGAUACUUCAAAGGAAAUCACUCAGGAAAGCCAAAGUGCUAUGAAUGUGGUGGCUACGGUCACAUCUCUACCGAAUGUGGAAAUAGGAAGCAUGAAAAUGGCAACAACAAGUCUCUACUGUCAACUUGGAGUGAUGAUGAGUCUCAAGAAAUUGAAAACGUAGCACUGGUAUCAUCAUAUCAACCUGAUUCAGAUAGUGACGAGUUUUUCUCUGAUGAUGAAACAAAUAUCCGCUGCAGACGACUCUACAAAGCUUCAAAAGCAACCCUGCUAAAAAACUUGAGUUUGGAAAAAGAAGUUGAUUUUCUGAGAACCGAGAAAGAAAAAAUGGAGCAAUUAUUGGAAUCAGCAAAUUUACAAGGUGAAGCUGCCGAUUUACAAGGUGACCAAGGAAUAGUGACUUGGAAGACUGAAAGGAAUGAGUAUCUCAACAAGAUAAAAUUACUGGAACUGGAUGUUAAAGGACAACGAGCAUUGAACUUGGAACUGUUGGUUAAAAACGAAACAUUGCAAGAAGAGUUAAAAUCGACUCAAGAAAGGUUCACCAAGUUCGAUGUCAGCUCUAUUGACAUGUCCAAAUUACUCGGAUCCGGAAAAGCUCCUCAUGACACUUGUGGGUUAGGAUACACUGGAGAGAAUUCCAAAUGUACCAAGUUCGUAAGAGCAUCACGACCACCUGCUGAAAAGGAAGAAGUCUCCACUGAUGAUUCUGUCAAAAAUGUGAAGGAAGGUCAACCAAAUCAAAACUUCCAGGUAAAACUUGACCAAGAGUCUCACACCGGUCAGAACAGGUACGCAAACCCUAGACCUUUUAUUCCUACAUGUCAUCACUGUGGUAAGAUAUGCCAUAUCAGACCUAGAUGUAAUGAAAGAUUUUCAAAACCACAGCACUCUCUAGAAAAAUGCACUGUUGAAUCUCUAAGUUUUGAACUUAAAGAACAAAAAGAACUCAUAAACAAAUUAACAGAAAUUGUUUCAAAGAGAAACCCUCCAACUGAAAAAGGAAAAGUUGUUUGGACUAAGAAAAAUGAAAGUAGAUAUCUUCAGUCUCAUAUUGAUAAAACUGAUCAUACUUGUCUCUUUGCUUGUGCAAGCAAAACUCAACAAAGCUCUCACAUUGAGGCAUCUUGUUUAGUAGCCCUAACUGCAUUAGCUGACAAGAGACGAGAUUUCUGGUAUGUCGACAGUGGAUGCUGUAGACACAUGACUGGAGACAAAUCCUGGUUCGCUUCUUUUGAAGAUGAGAACACAACAGGAUCAGUCACAUUUAGAGAUGGAAGGAAAGCAAACAUUCUAGCUCGAGGUAUAGUGAACACCCCAGGUAUACCUAAUCUCAAAAAUGUACUAUUCGUUGAAGGCUUAACUGCAAAUCUGAUUAGCGUAAGCCAUUUGGCUGACGACUACGAAGAUGUAUGGUUUAACAAACAGAGAUGUUUAGUCUUAAAUCAGAAAGGAGAAGGUGUCAUGGGAGGUAAGAGAUCUUUUGAUAACUGUUAUCACAUUCAAGCUAAUGAAUCUUCCAGCUCGCAGCCCUGUCUGUCUGUAAAAACUACAGAGGAAACCUUUGAACUCUGGCACAAAAAUAUGGGACAUGUAAACUAUCAGGACUUGCUGAAAUUAUCUUCCAAGCAAUGUGUCCGAGGAUUACCAAAUUUAAAGGGCAAAACUGACAAGAUAUGUGGAGACUGCAAAAUUGGAAAGCAAACCAAGGCUCCUCACAGGGUGGUGAAUUCUGCAACAACCACAAAAGUCUUGGAACUUUUACACAUGGAUCUCAUGGGACCAGCUCAAUCUGAAAGCAUUGGAGGUAAGAGCUACAUGCUAGUAGUUGUCGAUGAUUUCUCAAGAUACACCUGGGUAAAUUUUUUAAAAGACAAGACUGAAACGUUUGAAUCUUUUAAAAACUUGAGUCAAAAAUUGAUCAUUGAAAAGAAGUCAUCAAAUACUAGCAUAGUGAGAGUAAGAUCAGAUAAUGGUACUGAAUUUAAAAAUGCCUCUUUCUCUAACUAUUUUCAUGAGCUUGGUGUGUCUCAUGAGUUCUCAGCUCCAAUCACUCCACAGCAAAAUGGCAUUGUGGAAAGGAAAAAUAGGGUUUUGCUAGACAUGGCUAGAGUAAUGUUACAUGCUGCAGGUUUAAGCACAAACUUUUGGGCUGAGGCUAUCAGCACUGCUUGUUACACAAUAAACCGAGUAUUUUUCAGACCAGGUACUGAUCAAACAGCUUAUGAGCUGUGGAAAGGUAAAAAGCCAAAUGUUGGAUACUUUCAUAUUUUUGGUAGCCCUUGCUACAUUUUACGAGAUAGAGAGCACCUUGGAAAAUUUGAUGCUAGAAGUGACGAUGGUGUGUUCUUGGGAUACUCUCUAAACAGUAGAGCAUAUAGGGUUUACAAUAAAAGAACCCGAGUUGUUAUGGAAUCCAUUAAUGUUUCUAUUGAUGAUCAAUGUGUAAAACAGGAAGAAUCAUAUGCAGAUCCAUCACCCUUCUCUAUCACACCACCACCAAUUGCAGAAGCCUCAACUGAUGAAGAGGAAGAGGAGAUCCCCGACAACAUUUUUGAACCAGCUCCCAUCCAAAGGAAAGGAUUCAAGCAAGUUCAAAAGGACCACUCCUUUCAAGAUAUCAUUGGAAAUCUGAAAGAUGGACUGACAACAAGGAGAAAAGCUACAACUCAGGUAAGUGCUUCUGAGGUAAGUGAAGGAAAUGUAUUACUUUGCUUUAUUACUGAAAAUCAGCUAAGCAUGAACAUUAUAUCUCAUUUUGGUUUUGUGUCUAUCGUUGAACCAAAAAAUAUUAAGGAAGCUUUAUUGGAUGAUAACUGGAUUAGUGCCAUGCAAGAUGAGCUAAAUCAGUUUACUAGGAAUGAUGUGUGGUACUUGGUACCUCGACCUAGUAAAUGCAAUGUUAUAGGAACCAUGUGGAUUUUCAGAAACAAAAGUGAUGAAAGAGGGAAUGUGACUAGAAACAAAGCUAGACUAGUAGCUCAAGGAUACUCUCAAAUUGAAGGUCUCGACUUUGACGAGACAUUUGCUCCUGUGGCUAGAUUAGAAUCAGAAGAAGUUUAUGUGGAACAGCCACCAGGUUUCCAAGAUCCACAUAACUUAGAUCAUGUCUACCGUCUCAAGAAAGCUCUCUAUGGGCUAAAGCAGGCUCCCCGAGCCUGGUAUGAGAGGCUCUCCACUCAUCUUGUAGAAAAAGGAUAUCUUGUCAAAGAGUUCCAAUCUGUCAUGGAAAGUGAGUUUGAAAUGAGCAUGUGUGGUGAACUAACCUUCUUUCUUGGACUGCAAGUAACUCAGAUGGACACAGGCUUAUUUCUCUCUCAAACAAAAUACGCUGAAAAUCUGAUCAAGAAAUUUGGUCUUGAAUCUAAUAAGACAGUGAGCAAUCCCAUGAGUACCACUACUAAGCUGAGAGAAGACCAAGAUGGGAAAUCAGUUGAUUUCACAAUGUAUCGUAGUAUGGUAGGCAGUCUGCUCUAUCUCACUGCCAGCAGACCCGACAUAUCUUACAGUGUAGGAGUGUGCGCUCGCUUUCAAGCUAAUCCUAAAGAAUCACACUUGGAAGCUGUCAAGAGAAUCAUUCGCUAUAUAUCUGGUACAGUUAACUGUGGAAUUUUCUAUACCUUCGAUACUAACGUGGAAAUUGCAGGAUACUCUGACGCUGACUGGGGAGGAAACUUAAAGGAUAGAAAAAGUACUUCAGGGGGAUGUUUCUUCAUUGGCAACAAUCUGGUUGCCUGGCAUAGCAAGAAACAAAAUUGCAUCUCUCUAUCUACUGCAGAGGCUGAGUAUGUUGCAGUUGGGAGUUGUUGCACACAAAUGCUAUGGAUGAAACAAAUGCUUCAUGAUUAUGGCAUUCCUCAAGGUUCUUUCACCAACUGCCUUCUCCCCAUGGUUCGCACAAAGCAAACCACUCGACUUGGUGGACAUCGCCGCCUGCCUCCUCCAGAGGAAGGCCGUCAGGACGCUGCCAGAGCCGGUAUUCUCCAUCCUGGCAUGCAUCGUGCACGCAGUCGGAGCCCUCAUCUUCGCUCCUCUGAUGCAUCCUCUGCUGCUCUUCCUCCUGUCUCUCUGGAUAGUCUCCGUGACCAGAUCUUGGUGGCCGACUGGCGAAUUGCCUGCCUUACUACGGACAUGGACGACAUGCAUUCUCUUCUGGUUCGUACUCGUCAUGCUCUGACCACCCUCACACAGGAGAUCCGGAACAUGCAACGCCACCCUCCCGGGUUUGACGCUCCCCGUCCUUCCAACGCCAUGCAGGAAUAUCAGGAGCCUAUCGCCCCAGAGGAGAGCUCGGAUUCCAUUGAUGAAGAAGAGUUUCUGGACCAAGUCACCAAACUUAUUGAGGAGUUCGACGUGCCCUCCCAUUCAAAGGGGGAGAAGUAA
Molecule: messenger RNA, 5253 nt
Organism: Rosa rugosa (rugosa rose)
Lineage: Eukaryota; Viridiplantae; Streptophyta; Magnoliopsida; Rosales; Rosaceae
Exons: 4
Coding region: 1-5253 (1750 amino acids)
Biological process (GO): DNA integration
Molecular function (GO): nucleic acid binding; zinc ion binding
Source: RefSeq, a predicted model, not a curated record